GAAACACUGAUACGCCGCACGAUGCCGAACAAUUAGUUUAACCACGUCGAGGUUCUGAGUCUGGGAUGUGAGGUCCAGACUGCUCUAAGCAUUGAUUAUUGCUCGCCGAGUACAGUGCAGAGAUUGCGGGCACGAGGCUUAUCGUAUGACUGUGACUUAUGAGGACUGACGACUAGACACUGAAAGUUGUUCGUUGACAUACUGAAUUACAAUUGUUUUCACACACUGACAGCCAACUUUCCCUUCUCACCUCAUGGACUCUGACCGUAAAUCGACAGUCUCUUCGUUUUAUGGUGGAAGAAGAGGUUCUCAAGAUGCUUUGAACAACGACUUUCCCUCUUCUUCUGGUCCAAGCUAUCCUAAUUAUGCACAAGGACGAGGCAGGGACGAUGCUUCUUCUUUUUUCGACCCGGAUAAGACUUCCCGCAACUUGGAUGGUGCAGGGCGAGCCAGUACUGCUGGAUACAACCGAGGAUCCUUUUUUCUUGCCGGAAGGGAGGAGCCGGUCAAAGGUGGUCGCGACGAAGAAGGAGGGGCUGGAGGCAAUGGCGGAGCCUGGGAUAUCUAUGCCGAUUUCAAUAAUGAAGGUCCAAGAUAUAGCAGUGCUUUUGGUUCUUCCUCGACUGCAGCCGAUGCUUAUCAUCCAUUGGUACAGAAGGAGGAUGUUGCCAGCACUAUCGGUCCCGUUGAGAUGGUCACCGUCCCUGCUAUGGGUCCUGAAUGGCAGCGUGAUGAACUCAGGAACAUGACCAAGGCUGGCAGGCGAGAGAUCAAGUCAGAAAGUAGAAUGCAAGCAUGGAGGGAAUGGAAUCGAGGUCAACGUGGAAUUUGCGGCAAAUGGUUCACUCGAAGAAUGCUUGUCAUAUUCCUUUUUGUUCUUUGUUGCUGCAUCGGACUCAUCCUUGCGUUCACCAUCCCUCGUGUCCCGUCAUUUGCAUUCAAUACCAGCACUCCAUUAGCCAAUGCCACAGGAGACUGGAAAGAUGCCAUUCCGACCGUGUUCAGCCGGUCUCCUACCAACUUCUCGUUCGCCGCUUUCGCGGACCUCCAAGUCAAUACUGAUUCCAACUUCCUUCCGCUCACGUUCAAUCAUCUUCGAGCAACCGUUUAUGAUCUCGAUACUGGUAUAGAAGUUGGUUCCGGUGACUUAGGGCAUCGAACAUUUCCAGCGAAAACGUUAUCUAGCUUUCAACUCCCUCUCAAUUUCACGUACAGCGCCGUGAACACCAGUGACACAACUUGGACCAACUGGUAUGAUGCCUGCAGAAACGCUAUUGACGAUGUUGGUGGAAUAAGACCAGCGGUCAAAUUUACAAUCAAACUUGACAUGGACAUUGCUGGACUAACUACGAACCCUUCAACGCAAGCUCAAGUGUCAAACGCAGCUUGUCCUGUUGAGCUUGCCGAAAAUGCUGGUUAAAUCAUACGCUAUGUUAUGGACUCAUUUGGACUUAUACCUCGGUCAUACUUACGAACGUCCUUUAAUUUUUGUUGCAUAGAACAUUCUUUUAUCGGUUCUUCAUUUUCACCUAUAUCUGAGCUUGGUCACUUUUCGCAAUCAUUCGUGAUCCUCUUACUAGUGGGAGGCUCAUCUGUACCAUUCAUAAACAGCAUAGGUUGUCCAACUCAGCUCUACUAUUCACUGAACCCAUGAAUUUACUUUGUCACACAAAUACCAAACCGUACAUAAAGGAGAUUGAAAGAAUGGUUGAAUAGCCACAAUCCAAGCGUGUAU
Messenger RNA from Lentinula edodes (shiitake mushroom), 1735 nucleotides. RefSeq lists its product as uncharacterized. The transcript is spliced from 6 exons. The coding region runs from base 254 to 1420 and encodes 388 amino acids. The record is from RefSeq and is a predicted model, not a curated record. Lineage: Eukaryota; Fungi; Basidiomycota; Agaricomycetes; Agaricales; Omphalotaceae.